Molecule: messenger RNA, 900 nt
Organism: Sphenostylis stenocarpa
Lineage: Eukaryota; Viridiplantae; Streptophyta; Magnoliopsida; Fabales; Fabaceae
Source: the annotation of a GenBank genome assembly
AUGCACGGAACAGCAGCAGAAGAUGCGGUGCAGAAGAUCGGAUACGUAUCCAUGGACCCGUUCGGGUUAAUGGAUAUACUCGACACUUACUUUCCUCAACAACUCUUCACCGUCGAAGAAACCUGGCUCAGUCUCACUUCCGCUCUUCUUUCCUUCUUCUCUUCACCGGCAGGACAACAUCUUGUUUCUCAGGUGAAAACUGGUUAUGGAAACAAUAUCUUGUCACUUGACUUUCAGCAGUUCCAACAGAUUUAUCAUGUUGAGGAAUUUUAUAAAAUGUUAGAGGAGAAACCUAAAAUUGCUCUCUUAUGCAUGAGUGCUGCUGUACAUAAGGUUUUGCUAUCCAAAUGGGAGAAUGACGACCUGGUGCUUGGUGCAAAGGUAGAUAUCCGUCUUCAUAACUGUCCUAAAACUAUGAUUGCGCUGAAGAACUUAAAAGCAGCUUACAUUGACAAACUGGUCUCAGUUCGCGGUACUGCUGUGAAAGUCAGCACUGUCAGGCCUCUGGUUUUGCAAAUGAGUUUUGAAUGCUGUAAAUGUAGACAAACACUUUCACGUAUAUUUCCUGAUGGAAAAUAUUCUCCACCAUCAACUUGCAAUUUGAAUGGUUGCAAGAGCAAAAUCUUUAAUCCGUUGCGAUCUACUGCUCAAACUAUUGAUUUUCAAAAAAUAAGAGUUCAAGAAUUAUUAAAACCUGAAGACCAUGAAGAAGGACGGGUGCCUCGAACAGUUGAAUGUGAGCUUACCCAAGAUCUUGUUGAUGCAUGCAUACCUGGAGAUGUGGUUACUGUUACUGGAAUUAUAAGAGUAAUUAACACAUACAUGGAUAUUGGAGGAGUUGAUGCAGGAGUCAGAAAAGAUAUGGCAUUUGUCGCUAUUUUCAGUAUUUUGUCUGGCUAA